AUGGGGCUCAACUCCCCCUUUGCGUCCUAUCAUUCUCCUGAACCACCACAAUCAUAUACGACCAGCAUGCGGCCUCAUCAUGCCGUUCCCGAAUCCGAUAAAAACGCUGGGCCACUUUGUGUCCUCUCCAAUCUGUUCGGUGAUCUCCCCGCAGAUGCCUUUGAGCCAGUUCCAAUUGGAGAGAGUAAAAAAAGAAAACCUUCUCCGUUAAUCGAUGCAUCUGUAGUUCUGGAGCUUGCCUUCAUGCCUUAUUCCCCAGAGCCACAACCAACAGGCAAUCUGCCUUGUUAUCCUACUCAAACCGAUAAUGCUGCAUCCUCGGCCUCCAACAAUCAGUUUGGUGAUCGUCCCGCAGAUCCCUUUGAGCCACUUCCAAUUGGCGGAAGAGCAACAAAAACAUCCGGUCCCUCCGUGUUGGAUGUCUCUGUCCUCGACUGCGCACUGGAGCUUGCUUUAGUUGCAGUAAGCAAAUCUGUGUCCAAUGUGAGAAAGGCUUCGGCACCCAUCACAGCAAGUGCUCCAAUGGUCAAGAGAAGGCGUAUCUUGUCCUCAAAAAAUGAUGACCAGCAACCGCACUUCCGUGGGUACCAAGAAAAACAAUGGGCAGAACAGUUCGAGGAGCUCCUCAACUUCAAAAACGAACACGGCCAUUGCCUCGUCCCCCACACAUAUCCCAAGAACCAAGCAUUGGCUCGAUGGGUGAAACGUCAACGAUAUCAAUACAAGCUUAAGGCGGCUGGAAAGGUGCCAUUCACAAUGACCGAUGACCGUAUCAAGAAACUCGAAGCCGUUGGCUUUGUUUGGAACACGCAUGCAGCUAUUUGGGACAAGCGCCUGAAACAGCUCGUAGAAUACCGUAACAAGUACGGCGAUUGCAACGUUCCAUCAAAUUGCCAAGAGAAUCCCAAACUGGCAACUUGGAUCAAGUGCCAGAGACGCCAGUACAAGCUGUUUUGGUCAUGCAACAAGGAAUCCAGCAUGACUUUGGAGAGAAUGAAUGCACUCAAUGAUCUUGGAUUCAGCUGGAAAGUUGGUUCAGAUCAUUCUGUUUUCAAUCGAAACCCCUCGUUCUAA
Molecule: messenger RNA, 1074 nt
Organism: Cylindrotheca closterium
Lineage: Eukaryota; Bacillariophyta; Bacillariophyceae; Bacillariales; Bacillariaceae
Source: the annotation of a GenBank genome assembly